Molecule: messenger RNA, 2542 nt
Organism: Apis mellifera (honey bee)
Lineage: Eukaryota; Metazoa; Arthropoda; Insecta; Hymenoptera; Apidae
Gene: Mcm3
Product: DNA replication licensing factor Mcm3
Exons: 11
Coding region: 1-2451 (816 amino acids)
Biological process (GO): mitotic DNA replication initiation; DNA strand elongation involved in DNA replication; double-strand break repair via break-induced replication
Cellular component (GO): nucleus; MCM complex
Molecular function (GO): single-stranded DNA binding; ATP hydrolysis activity; single-stranded DNA helicase activity
Source: RefSeq, a predicted model, not a curated record
AUGGAUAUUAUUGAUCGAGAUCAAAGAUUGGAAGAAAUACAAAGAGAAUAUGUAGAUUUUUUAGAUGAUAUGGAGGACCAAGGUAUUUAUACUACACUUGUUAAAAAUAUGAUUGAAGAAGGCAAUCGCAGAUUAUAUAUAAAUGUUAACGAUUUACGAAAAAAGAAUCCUGCUCGUGCAGCAAAUCUAUUAAAUAAUUCUUUCGAAGAACAUCAAGCUUUUCAAAAUGCAUUGAAACAAUUUGUUACAAAUAUUGAUGCAAAUUAUGUAAAAGAAGAUCUUUUUAUAGCAUUUGAAGGAAGCUUUGGAAACAAACAUGUUACACCAAGAACUCUUACAUCAAAUUUUUUAGGUAACUUAGUAUGUGUAGAAGGUAUAGUUACAAAAUGUUCCUUGGUACGUCCAAAGGUUGUAAGAAGUGUCCAUUAUUGUAGUGUUACAAAAACAGUAAUGGAAAGAACUUAUUCUGAUUUUACAUCUUUUGAAGCAUUUCCACAAUCUGCUGUAUACCCAACUACAGAUGAAGAUGGUAAUCCAUUAGAAACAGAAUUUGGCCUUUCUACAUAUAAAGAUCAUCAAACAUUGACUAUUCAAGAAAUGCCAGAGAAAGCACCAACUGGUCAGUUACCAAGAAGUAUAGAUGUGAUAUGCGAUAAUGAUUUAGUAGAUCUCUGUAAACCUGGAGAUAGAGUUCAGAUUGUUGGGAGUUUCAGAUGUUUACCUGGUAAACAAGGAGGAUAUACAACAGGAACUUUUAAAACGAUUUUAAUUGCUAACAAUAUUAUGCAAUUAAGCAAAGAAGCUAAUCUAUCUAUUUCACAUGAUGAUGUUGCUAUGUGUAAAAAACUUGCAAAAAAUAAUCCAUGUAAAAAUAUUUUUGAAUUACUCAGUAUAUCAUUAGCACCUUCUAUUCAUGGACAUGAUUAUGUAAAAAAAGCAAUUUUAUGUUUAUUACUUGGUGGUGUUGAGAAAUUAUUACCUAAUGGUACAAGAUUAAGAGGAGACAUUAAUGUUUUGCUUAUUGGUGAUCCAUCUGUUGCAAAAUCACAACUUUUGCGUUAUGUUUUAUGUACUGCUCCGAGAGCAAUACCAACUACUGGUAGAGGAUCAUCUGGUGUGGGUUUAACAGCUGCUGUUACUAUAGACAAUGAAACAGGAGAGCGUCGACUUGAAGCUGGAGCUAUGGUAUUAGCAGAUCGUGGAAUUAUUUGUAUAGAUGAGUUUGAUAAAAUGUCAGAUAUUGACAGAACAGCUAUCCAUGAAGUAAUGGAACAAGGAAAAGUAACAAUUGCUAAAGCAGGAAUACAUGCUAGCUUAAAUGCACGAUGUUCAGUAUUGGCAGCUGCAAAUCCAGUUUAUGGAAGAUAUGAUCAAUAUAAAACGCCGAUGGAAAAUAUUGGUCUCCAAGAUUCAUUACUUUCUCGUUUCGAUUUAUUAUUUGUCAUGUUAGAUAUUGUAGAUUCUGAACAAGAUCAAAUGAUCAGUGAACACGUUGUUAGAAUGCAUAGAUAUAGAAAUUCAAAAGAACAGGAUGGAGAAGCAUUAUCUCUAGGUAGUAAAAUAGAUAUAUUAACUACAAAAAAUCCAGAUCAAAUUCUUUUUGAAGAAACAGAAACUCAAAUUUAUCAGAAAUAUGAUCCCUUACUGCAUGGAUUAUUGCAAUCUAAGAGUGAUCAAAUUUUAACUAUAAACUUUAUGAGAAAAUAUAUUCAUAUAGCUCGUUGUAUGAAACCAAAGCUCACAGAAGAAGCUAGUGAAGUAAUUGCUGCUGAAUAUUCAAAAUUACGAUCAGAAGAAUCAAUAGAUUCUGAUACAGCAAGAACUCAACCUGUAACAGCUCGUACUUUAGAAACACUGAUUCGAUUAUCUACCGCACAUGCAAAAGCUCGUUUAUCAAAAAAUGUUACCGCAGAAGAUGCACAUGCAGCGAUAGAAUUAGUAGAGUUUGCCUAUUUUAAACGAGUAUUGGAAAAAGAAAAGAAGAAACGGAGACGAAAUGACAGUGAAGAAAGUACAGAUGGAGAAAAUCAAAAUGAAAAAAAGAAAAAACGUGCAAAAAAAGCGAAAGAAACUUUACAAGAUCAAGAUCCAUAUAAUUUUGAAAGUGAUGAUGACAGUUAUAUUGAUGAAGCUGCAAAAAGAGUUACUAGAUCACAAAUGAAAACAACUGAUUCAAGUUCAAAUCAAUCAUCAGCACUUGAUUCUGAUUGUAUUAUAUUACCAGAAACUCUUACUAUCAUUAAUGAAGAAAGAUUGAAAGUUUUUAGAACACUUCUUUAUAAAUUAUUUCAACAACAAAGAGCACAAUCACUUCCAUUAUCUAGAGUACAUGAAUAUAUAAAUAAUCAACAAAGUCAAGAAUUUACAUCUAAUGAAAUUACUGCUGCAAUUAAUAAAAUGUCUGAUGCAAAUCAAAUUAUGGUUGCAGAUGAUAAUAUUUUUCUUAUGUAAAACAUAUUUUAUACAUUAUUUUAUAUUUUUUACAAAAUUGUAAAAAUGAUUCAUUAAUGUUUUAAUAAAUAUCUAUAUUUCAAUUAAAUAA